UUUUGCCGUCAAGCGUCGCAGAAUCCAGCUAGACCUCCAUCCAUACUAUAAAUAAGUAUGGAAAUUUAUGCAGUUUAGGUUGAGAGGCCCUUGGAUGUCACAGAUCAAUAAUGGCGAGGUUCAACUGCUAUAAUUAUUCCCACAUGACUUCGCUUGUUUUGGCUCUUCUCAUACAGAUUUGUUCUCAACCUGUGGCUUCUGGUUCAUCAUCAUCUUCCGUAGUAGAGUUUCUUCCGGGCUUCCGGGGACGCCUUCCUUUUCAUCUUGAAACUGGGUACGUUGGGGUUGGGGAAGAAGAAGAAGUGCAAGUUUUCUAUUAUUUUAUUAAGUCAGAGAACAAUCCUGAAGAUGAUCCUAUCCUGAUUUGGUUACAAGGAGGUCCUGGUUGCAGUUCGUUCGGGGGACUUGUCAAUGAAAUAGGUCCAAUUGCAUUUCCAAACCAGGUGUACAAUGGGAGCUUGCCUGGCUUACUCUUGAGGCCUCCCUCAUGGACAAAGGUAAGCAAUAUAAUUUUUCCAGAUUUGCCCGUUGGAACAGGCUUCACAUACGCCAAAACUGAAGCUGCGAAGCAAUCAAGUGAUUCGGGUGGAGUGCGUCAUGCUGAUCAAUUUUUAAGGAAGUGGCUAAUGGAUCAUCCAGAAUACUUAUCACAUAAAAUGUAUUUGUGUGGUGAAUCCUAUAGUGGCAUUACUAUUCCAGCCUUAUUUCAAGAAAUUUCACAUGGAAACGAAAACGGGAUCCAACCAUGGAUAAAUAUCCAGGGAUACAUACUUGGGAAUCCAUUGACCACACGCCAUGAAGAAAACUAUCAAAUCCCAUUUGCUCAUGGAAUGGGAUUGAUUUCUGACGAACUCUACGAGUCAUUACAGAAAAAUUGCAAAGGAGAAUACAAAAAGAUAGACCCCAAAAACUUGUUAUGUCUCAGAGAUUUCCAGUUAUUCCAAGAGUUAACUGCAGAAAUUGAUCCCGCUAUGAUUUUGGAACCUGCCUUUUGUGGUUAUGAUCUGCGUGUGCUUCCCCCAAGAAUUUCUUUGAUGAAGAGAUCUCUAUCCCAGAAAGUGAAAGACCCUAACUUUCCAUCAAAAUGUCGGCGACUAGGAUAUUUACAAGCGAGACACUGGGCCAAUAAUGAUCAUGUUCGUAAAGCACUCCAUGUUCGAAAGGGAACAACAGGAGAAUGGAUGCGUUGUAAUCGUAGUUUACCUUACAAGCAGGACAUCCAUAGUAGCUUUUAUAUUCAUGCAAAUCUCAGUACAAAGGGUUACCGUUCUUUAAUAUACAGUGGCGAUCAUGACAUGGGUUUCCCUUUCCUAUCAACACAAGCAUGGAUAAGAUCUUUGAAUUACUCCAUCAUUGAUGACUGGAGGCCUUGGCAUGUCAAUCACCAAGUUGCUGGAUACACAAGGACUUACUCCAAUCGCAUGACAUAUGCAACUGUGAAGGGUGCUGGACAUUCAGCUCCAGAAUUCAAACCUGAAGAAUGUCUCGCGAUGUUAAAGAGAUGGAUAGCUAAUGAGCCUCUCUAAUGAGUGAUUAGUUGCCACAAGAAUGUAAAAAUGAAGUUAGUGCUAUUGGAUAAAUACAUAUAUAAAUAUAUAUAUAUAUAUAUAUGAUGUGCGUAAACCUAAGUAAUAUCUUUAAAAUUAUUUAUGUUUGCUUGGUGUGAGGUAAAGUGAUGAUUCUCUUUCUCUAAAGAGUUAUCUAAUUGAAUAUAUUUUUUUGUUAUGAUUUUUGGUGCCUA
Molecule: messenger RNA, 1741 nt
Organism: Neltuma alba
Lineage: Eukaryota; Viridiplantae; Streptophyta; Magnoliopsida; Fabales; Fabaceae
Product: serine carboxypeptidase-like 10
Exons: 14
Coding region: 111-1526 (471 amino acids)
Biological process (GO): proteolysis; secondary metabolic process
Molecular function (GO): serine-type carboxypeptidase activity; acyltransferase activity, transferring groups other than amino-acyl groups
Source: RefSeq, a predicted model, not a curated record